Messenger RNA from Ornithorhynchus anatinus (platypus), 4963 nucleotides. RefSeq names its product tet methylcytosine dioxygenase 3 (gene TET3). Gene Ontology annotation, molecular function: DNA 5-methylcytosine dioxygenase activity. Gene Ontology annotation, biological process: oxidative demethylation; positive regulation of transcription by RNA polymerase II. NCBI's taxonomy places the organism in Eukaryota, Metazoa, Chordata, Mammalia, Monotremata, Ornithorhynchidae. The record is from RefSeq and is a predicted model, not a curated record. Gene Ontology annotation, cellular component: nucleus. Bases 1 to 4347 code for a protein of 1448 amino acids. The transcript is spliced from 13 exons.
AUGGCGGCUCCCGGGGAGCCGGCGGCAGGCGGGGCCCGGUGGGAGUGGGAGGAGAAACGGACAGGCUCGGAGGGCGGCGCGGUUGAUGGCCCGGCCCCGGCCCGGAUGGACGCGGGGCGGCCGCCGCCCGGCGACCCGCGGCCCCCGAGCGGCCCGGGCCCGCUCAACGGGGCCGGCGAGCCCGCCGGGCCCGGCCUACACGGGGGCCAGAAGAAGCCCGGCUGGGAGCCCGCCCCCGCCCACGCCGCCCGCCUGGAGGAUGCCCGCGACCUGGUGGCCUUCUCGGCGGUGGCGGAGGCCGUGUCGUACGGGGCCCUGGGCGGCCGGCCCGCCGAGGGCUCCGGGCGGGAGCCGGGACCCGCCGAGGACCUGGACGCCCUGCAGGCCGCCCUGGCCCUGGCCCGGCACGGCCUGAAGCCGCCCCACUGCAACUGCGACGGCCCCGACUGCCCCGAUUACCUGGACUGGCUCCAGACCAAGAUCCGCACCGCGGGGGUCCGGCCCCCCCAGGCCCCGGGGCCCGGCCUCCCCCACGAUGCCGGCCUCCCCCCGGUCCCCGGCCUCCCCCCCGCCCCCGGCCUCCCCCCGGCCCCCGGUCCGCCCCCCGCCCCCGCCCCCUCCCCGGCCGUCCCCGCGGGCCCCGGGGGUCUCCCUCUGUCCCAGAGCGCCCUGAGCAUCGCCAAGGAGAAGAACCUGAGCCUGCAGACGGCCAUCGCCAUCGAGGCCCUGACCCAGCUCUCCUCCACCCUCCCCCAGCCCGCGCCCGCCUGGCCCCUCCCCGAGUCGGCCCUGCAGCGGCACCUGCAUCACCGGCGGAGCCUCUUCGCGGAGCCGGGGCCGCCCGAGGCCCCCGAGGCGCCCGCGCCCGGCUGCCCCGACGGGCCGACCAAGGAGAAGAGGAGGAAGCUGGGGACCGCCGCGGCGGGGGGGACCCCCGGGCUCAGGCCGGCGCCCCGCAAGCCGGUCCAGAUCAAGAAGUCCAAGGCCCGCGAGGCCCAGCUCCUCUUCCCGCCCCUGCGGCAGAUCAGUCUGGAGGGGCUGCGCCCCGCGCCGCCCCCGGCCCCCGGGCCCCCUCCCCCGCCGGGCCCCUGGCCCCCCCCAGCUCCCUCCCCCGCGCUUUUUGCACCUAGCCCGUCGGGGGGCGCCGUGACGCCCCCCCCAACUCAGGAAAUGGGCUCCCGCAGCCCGCCCCCCGGCCUGGCCGGCUCGCCGCCCGGAGGCCUGCCCGACGCCCCGCCCGACGCCCCGCCCGCCCACGACGCCAAGCUGGAAGAGCUGAUCCGGCAGUUCGAGGCGGAGUUCGGGGACGGCUUCGGGCUGCCGCCCCCGCCGCCCCCCUCCCCCACCCCCGAGGAGCGGCCCGCGGCCCCCCGCCCCCCGACCCCGCCGCCCCCCGAGGGCCUCUGGGCCUCCCGCUCCCCGAAGCAGAUGAAGCUGGAGACGUCGGGGGCCGUGAUGGUGCUGUCCACCACCUGCCUGCCCUCGGAGGCCGCCCCGGCCGAGCCCCAGACCCCGCUCGCCCCCUCUCUGAGCGGCUUCCUGGAGUCGCCCCUCAAAUACCUAGACACGCCCACCAAGAGCCUCCUGGACACCCCCGCCAAGAGAGCCCAGGCCGAGUUCCCCACCUGCGACUGUGUCGAGCAAAUUGUGGAGAAGGACGAGGGUCCGUACUACACCCACCUGGGCGCCGGGCCCACCGUGGCGUCCAUCCGGGAGCUCAUGGAGGAGCGGUACGGAGAGAAGGGAGAGGCCGUCCGCAUCGAGAAGGUCAUCUACACCGGGAAGGAGGGGAAGAGCUCCAGGGGCUGCCCCAUCGCCAAGUGGGUGAUCAGGCGCCACAGCCCGGAGGAGAAGCUGCUGUGCCUGGUGCGUCAGAGGGCCGGGCACCGCUGCCAACACGCCGUCCUGGUCAUCCUCAUCCUGGCCUGGGAGGGCAUCCCGCGCAGCCUCGGCGACGCCCUCUACCGCGAGCUCACAGACACCCUGCGCCGCCUCGGGAACCCCACCAGCCGACGCUGCGGACUCAACGACGACCGGACCUGCGCCUGCCAAGGCAAAGACCCGAACACGUGCGGGGCAUCUUUCUCUUUCGGCUGCUCCUGGAGCAUGUACUUCAACGGCUGCAAGUACGCACGCAGCAAGACGCCCCGCAAGUUCCGCCUGGUCGGGGACAACCCCAAAGAGGAGGAAGUGCUCCGGAACAGUUUCCAGGACCUGGCCACCGAGGUGGCCCCGCUGUACAAACGGCUGGCCCCCCAGGCCUACCAGAAUCAGGUGAACAACGAGGACGUGGCGAUCGACUGCCGCCUGGGGCUGCGGGAGGGUCGGCCCUUCUCCGGGGUGACCGCCUGCAUGGACUUCUGCGCCCACGCCCACAAGGACCAGCAUAACCUCUACAACGGCUGCACCGUGGUGUGCACGUUGACGAAGGAGGACAACCGCAGCGUGGGCGAGCUGCCCGAGGACGAGCAGCUGCACGUGCUGCCGCUCUACAAGAUGGCGCCCACCGACGAGUUCGGCAGCGAGGAGAGGCAGAGCGCCAAGGUGCUCAGCGGGGCCAUCCAGGUGCUGACCGCCUUCCCCCGCGAGGUCCGCCGCCUGGCCGAGCCCGCCAAGUCCUGCCGCCAGCGCCAGCUCCAGGCCCGCAGGGCCGCCGCCGCCGCCAGCGCCGCCAAGAAGCUGCACAAGGACAAGAUGCUCAGCCCCGAGAAGGCCCAGCCCGCCCACAUCCCCCCGCUGCAGCCCAGCCCAGGGGUGGCCCUGAAGAGCCGGCUGAGCCAGCAGCCGGGCCCCAGCCCCACCGUCAAGCUGGAGCCGCCCACCCACUUCAGCUGCCUCCAGUUCGGCGGCGGCGGCGGCGGCGGAGGAGGAGGAGGUAGCCACGCCGUGGUGGAGAGCUACUCGGUGCUGGGCAGCAGCUGCCGGCCCUCAGACCCCUACAGCCUGAGCAGCGUCUACGCCUACCACGCCCACCCCUACUACGCGGAGCCCCCCGCCCUGCCCGCCCCCGGCGGCAACGCCUUCCGCUCCGACCUGCCGCUCCCGCCCUUCGGCUACUACGGCUUCGCGGCCGGCGGCCCGGUCUUCCCCGCGCGGCUCCUCGGCUACGGCGGCGCCCCCCGGGCCCCCCCCGGCGGCGGCUGGGCGCCCGCCGGGGGCCCGGAGAAGAAGCCGGACCCGCGGGCCCUCGGGGCCCUCGGGGCCCCGACCCCGGCCCCCGGCUACGGGGGGCCCGAGGCGGCCGAACCGGCGACCGGGGGCGGGCCGGGCCCGGGGGGCGGCGGCCACGACCGGCCCGCCCACCCGGGCCGCCCGGGCUUCCCGGUGCCCGCGGCCCGGCGGGCCCGCCCCUCCCCCUACCCCCCGGGCCUCGGCCGGCCCAUCAAACGGGAGCCGGGGGAGUCGCCGUGCCGGGCCGAGCCCCCCGCGCCCGGGUUCGCGGGCGGCCCGGGCCGGGCGGCCGUCCCCGCGGCCGCCCGCGACGGCGGGGGGCCGGGGCUCCUCUGGGGCUCCCGCCCCGGCGAGCCGGCCCCCGAGCGGCCGGGCGGCGGCCGGGGCGGGUUCGGCCCCGGGGAGGACCGCGCCGGCGCCCCCGAGGCCCAGUGGGGGGCGGCCUUCCCCGGGGGAGGCCCGCCGGGCCGGGCCUGGAGCCCCUGCCGGUUCGGCGCCGGGACGCCGGCCGGCCCGGCCGAGAAGGCCCGGGGCCCGGGCGGCGGCGACCCGAGCCCCGCGGCCUUCCGGCGGGAGAGGCCCUGGGCCCCCGGGAGGCCGCCCGCCCCGCCCUGGCUCCCCCCGGCGCCGCCCGCCGCGGCGCCCGGCCCCCCGAAGGCCCCGAAGGAGGAGGAGGCGGAGGAGGAGGAGGAGGAGGAGGUGUGGUCGGACAGCGAGCACAACUUCCUGGACGAGAACAUCGGCGGGGUGGCGGUGGCCCCGGCCCACGGGUCCAUCCUGAUCGAGUGCGCGCGGCGGGAGCUCCACGCCACCACCCCGCUCAAGAAGCCCAACCGCUGCCACCCGACCCGCAUCUCCCUCGUCUUCUACCAGCACAAGAACCUCAACCAGCCCAACCACGGGCUGGCCCUCUGGGAGGCCAAGGUGAAGCAGCUGGCCGAGCGGGCCCGCGCCCGCCAGGAGGAGGCCGCCCGCCUGGGCCUCGGCCAGCCGGACGUCAAGCCCUACGGCAAGAAGCGCAAGUGGGGGGCCGCCGCCGGGGCCGAGCCCCGGCCCGGGGAGAGGAAGGACCCGGUCCCCACCCGGGGGGCGUUGGCCGUCCCCACGGACACGGCCGUCACGGUCUCCUCCUACGCCUUCACCAAGGUCACGGGGCCCUACAGCCGCUGGACCUAGAGCCGGGGGCCGCCUCGGCGCCCCGGCCGUCGGCCGCCUCUCCUCCUCCUCCUCCUCCUCCUCCUCCUCCUCCUCCUCCUCCUCCUCCUCCUCCUCCACCUCCUUCUCUUCGGGCUUUCGGCGAUGGGUUUCGCGCUCCGUCUUCUCGGUUCGUCGGGUCGUCUGUUUUUAACCCGUCCGGCCGAGCGUCGCGGGGGCCCGGGCGGGGAGGCCCCCGGCCUCCUCGGCCCGAGGAGCCGUUUUUAAUGCCGUCGGGGAGACGUUAUUUAUUGGAUCUCUUUUUAAAACGACGGCGUCGCCGGGGGAGCCGCCGGGAAACGCCAGCGGGGUCCCUCCACCUCCCCCCCGGACCGUCCCCUCCCGGGGGCUGCGGACGGUGCUCCCGGAGACCCCCUCUCCCCUCCCCGGGCCGGGCGCCUCCGCCCCGACCGGCCCCACGGUGCUCAGCCGGGCCGGGAUCUGAGGCCAGAGAGGACGCGCGGCUCCGGGGCCGGAAGACGCUCCCGGCGGACGCCCCGCGGCGGCUUGGGCGGGGAAACCGCAAAGCUAUGCUGCGACCGGAAAAGGGCUACUGUAUCUCAGAAACAAGCGAGUCGAACACGGACUGUGAAGAGCG